AUGAUGUUGGCCGCCGUGAAGAGGAGACAUAUUCUCGACGCGGAAGACCUCGUUGUCGCCCAUGGUCUCGGCAUUGCUGAGAAGCUUCUUGCAAUCCUCGAGGAAGGGGCGUUUGUUGACAUCGCGAGGGGGGCCAGUGUAGCCAAUGUUCUCGCAGAGAUCCUUGCCCACACCGAGGGGGUUGCCCUUGUGGUUGGUGGUGGUCCCGAUCUUACCCAGGGCGGCAAUCGCCGGAGUGGCAGCAACGAAGAGAACAAGGAGUUUCAUGAGAGGAGCCAUGACGAUGGGAGAGUGUUGAGGGGAUAUGUUGAUGACUGA
Molecule: messenger RNA, 318 nt
Organism: Pyricularia grisea
Lineage: Eukaryota; Fungi; Ascomycota; Sordariomycetes; Magnaporthales; Pyriculariaceae
Exons: 2
Coding region: 1-318 (105 amino acids)
Source: RefSeq, a predicted model, not a curated record